AUGAAACUCGCGUCGCGAUCACGUACUGGCCUAUUCGACGGCGUGCAGUCUUUUGCUGAUUCUCCGACUUUGUUGCAGGCAAGUUCCUUCCGUCAUUUACUUUCGUUUUGCGUCUUCGACGUCGGACGCGUUGACAUGGACGCUGACCUAGUGCUGGCUCUAAACUUGCUCGCGUCACCUCAUGUUGGCUCUUCGCGGCCGCGCUCUCGUUCAUUCUCACGUGCAAGUGCCUCGAGCUCGUCACCUUCUCUGGACUUAAGUACUCGACGCAGUUGCUUGUUCGACUCGGCAGCAAGCGUCUCGAUGUUGCUGACGUGUCUUGUGGUGACAACGACCUGUUUUCUAGCGCCGAAAUCGACGAUCCAGUCUUCGUUGGUAAGGCUUCCGGACACCAGCCCAUUGAACACCCUUAGCACUUCGCCGUCGUCGGUUUAG
Messenger RNA from Peronospora matthiolae, 435 nucleotides. Lineage: Eukaryota; Oomycota; Peronosporomycetes; Peronosporales; Peronosporaceae. The record is from the annotation of a GenBank genome assembly.